This is a messenger RNA of Mus pahari (shrew mouse), 4492 nucleotides long. It is a transcript of the gene Wdr11, whose product is annotated as WD repeat domain 11. Gene Ontology annotation, cellular component: cytoplasm. Gene Ontology annotation, molecular function: protein binding. Bases 100 to 3750 code for a protein of 1216 amino acids. Lineage: Eukaryota; Metazoa; Chordata; Mammalia; Rodentia; Muridae. The transcript is spliced from 29 exons. The record is from RefSeq and is a predicted model, not a curated record.
CCGACUGCUGGCGCGGACGCGACUACCCGGACUUUGGAACGGAAGAGCUGCGCGUGUCGCUUCCUGCCUGCCGGUGGGGAGGGCCGGGGUGCCGCCGCGAUGUUACCCUACACCGUAAACUUCAAGGUGUCGGCGCGCACCCUCACCGGGGCUCUCAACGCGUACAACAAGGCGGCGGUGGACUGGGGCUGGCAAGGUUUAAUUGCAUAUGGAUGCCAUUCCCUUGUGGUAGUGAUCGACUCCAAUACUGCCCAAACUCUACAAGUUCUAGAAAAACAUAAAGCUGAUAUUGUUAAGGUCAAGUGGGCCAGGGAGAACUAUCACCACAACAUUGGCUCUCCAUAUUGCCUGCGCUUGGCUUCUGCUGAUGUCAAUGGGAAGAUCAUUGUUUGGGAUGUAGCAGCAGGAGUAGCUCAGUGUGAGAUCCAAGAACAUGUGAAGCCCAUCCAAGAUGUGCAGUGGCUGUGGAAUCAGGAUGCUUCCCGAGACUUAUUGCUUGCUAUCCACCCACCAAAUUACAUCGUGCUAUGGAAUGCAGACACUGGCACCAAACUGUGGAAGAAGAGCUAUGCAGAUAACAUUCUUUCUUUUUCUUUUGACCCUUUUGAUCCUUCACAUUUAACGUUACUCACCAGCGAGGGCAUCGUUUUCAUCUCAGACUUCUCUCCAUCCAAGCCUCCCUCUGGCCCUGGGAAAAAAGUGUACAUCUCCAGCCCACACUCCAGCCCAGCUCAUAACAAGCUGGCUGCAGCCACAGGAGCCAAGAAGGCUCUUAAGAAAGUAAAGAUUUUAAUCACUCAGGAGAAACCUAGUGCUGAUUUUGUAGCUCUCAAUGACUGCCUCCAGUUAGCCUAUCUGCCUUCAAAAAGGAAUCAUAUGCUGUUGCUCUACCCUCGGGAGAUUUUAAUCCUUGACCUUGAAGUGAAUCAAACAGUUGGUGUGAUUGCAAUCGAGAGAACAGGUGUUCCCUUUCUGCAGGUAAUACCAUGCUCUCAACGAGAUGGCUUGUUUUGCCUACAUGAAAAUGGCUGCAUAACCUUACGUGUCCGGAGGUCUUAUAACAGCAUCUGUACUACAUCAAAUGAUGAACCAGAUCUAGAUCCUGUCCAGGAGCUGACCUAUGACUUGAGAAGCCAGUGUGAUGCAAUCAGGGUGACGAAAACUGUCCGUCCCUUCAGUAUGGUGUGCUGUCCUGUUAACGAGAAUGCAGCUGCCCUCAUAGUAAGCGACGGUAGAGUCAUGAUAUGGGAACUCAAGUCGGCUGUGUGUAGUCGAAAUGCACGGAACAGCUCCGGUGUGUCACCUUUAUACUCUCCAGUGUCUUUCUGUGGGAUUCCUGGAGGAGUGCUACAGAAUAAACUCCCAGACCUUUCUCUAGAUAAUAUGAUCGGGCAAAGUGCAAUUGCUGGGGAAGAGCACCCCAAAGGCUCCAUUCUGCAGGAAGUUCACCUCAAAUUCCUGCUGACGGGACUGCUUUCAGGACUCCCUUCCCCUCAGUUUGCUAUCCGGAUGUGCCCACCACUGACCACAAAAAACAUUAAGAUGUAUCAGCCACUCCUUGCUGUUGGUACAAGUAACGGUUCUGUCCUGGUGUACCACCUCACCAGUGGUCUGCUACACAAGGAGCUAAGUGUCCACUCGUGUGAAGUCAAGGGUAUUGAAUGGACAAGCUUGACCAGUUUCCUUUCUUUUGCUGCUUCGACCCCAAACAACAUGGGGUUAGUGAGAAAUGAACUUCAGCUGGUUGAUCUCCCAACAGGGAGGAGCACUGCUUUUCGUGGUGACCGGGGCAAUGACGAAUCACCCAUUGAAAUGAUCAAAGUGUCUCAUCUGAAACAGUAUUUGGCAGUUGUUUUCAAAGAUAAGCCCCUGGAAUUAUGGGAUAUUAGAACUUGCACUCUUCUUAGAGAAAUGUCUAAAAGUUUCCCUGCUAUAACUGCAUUGGAGUGGUCACCAUCUCACAACCUGAAGAGCCUGAGAAAGAAGCAGCUUGCCACCCGGGAGGCCAUGGCCCGCCAGACUGUGGUCUCAGAUGCAGAGCUGGGUGCUGUUGAAUCAUCUGUGAUCAGUUUAUUACAGGAGGCAGAAAGUAAGUCUGAACUCAGUCAGAACAUCUCUGCUCGGGAGCAUUUUGUGUUUACUGACAAUGAUGGCCAAGUUUAUCAUCUCACUGUCGAAGGAAAUUCUGUGAAAGACAGUGCUCGGAUUCCACCAGAUGGUAGCAUGGGCAGUAUUACCUGCAUCGCCUGGAAGGGCGACACAUUAGUGCUUGGAGAUAUGGAUGGAAAUUUAAACUUCUGGGAUCUGAAAGCCAGAGUAUCCAGAGGAAUACCCACACAUAGAAGUUGGGUGAGGAAGAUUCGCUUUGCCCCCGGCAAGGGAAACCAGAAGCUAAUAGCAAUGUAUAAUGAUGGUGCUGAAGUGUGGGAUACUAAAGAGGUUCAGAUGGUGAGCAGUUUAAGAAGUGGAAGAAAUGUAACCUUUCGGAUUUUGGAUGUGGACUGGUGUACAUCAGAUAAGGUGAUCUUGGCAUCUGAUGACGGGUGCAUCAGAGUCCUGGAGAUGUCAAUGAAGUCUACAUGUUUCAGAAUGGAUGAGCAGGAGUUAAUAGAGCCUGUGUGGUGCCCAUACCUCCUUGUUCCGAGGGCCGCCCUUGCCUUGAAAGCCUUCCUACUGCAUCAGCCUUGGAAUGGGCGAUAUUCUCUGGACAUUUCUCACAUUGAUUAUCCAGAAAAUGAAGAAAUAAAGACUCUCCUUCAAGAACAGUUACAUGCAUUGUCUAAUGACAUAAAGAAACUUCUGCUUGAUCCUGAAUUCACUCUCUUGCAAAGGUGCCUGCUCGUUUCCAGGCUGUACGGCGAUGAGUCGGAGCUGCACUUCUGGACAGUGGCGGCCCACUACCUGCACAGCUUGUCCCAGGCCAAGUCUGGGGACACAGUGGUAACCAAGGAAGGUGCUCCUAAGGACAGGCUGAGCAACCCACUGGACAUCUGCUACGAUGUGCUCUGUGAGAACACCUACUUCCAGAAAUUUCAGCUAGAAAGAGUUAAUCUACAGGAAGUAAAACGGUCAACUUAUGAUCACACGAGAAAAUGCACAGACCAGCUCCUGCUGCUGGGCCAGACAGACAGAGCUGUGCAACUGCUGUUGGAAACAAGUGCAGAUAACCAGCACUACUACUGCGACUCGCUGAAAGCUUGCUUGGUCACCACUGUCACCUCUUCAGGCCCUUCUCAGAGCACAAUUAAGCUGGUAGCAACCAAUAUGAUCGCCAAUGGCAAGCUGGCAGAGGGUGUUCAGUUACUCUGCCUGAUAGACAAGGCUGCGGACGCCUGUCGCUACCUGCAGACGUAUGGCGAGUGGAAUCGGGCAGCAUGGCUUGCAAAGGUUCGGUUAAAUUCUGAAGAAUGUGCAGAUGUUCUGAAGCGGUGGGUUGACCACCUUUGUUCUCCACAAGUCAACCAGAAGUCCAAGGCCCUCCUGGUCCUCCUCUCUCUGGGUUGCUUUGUCAGUGUGGCAGAGACGCUUCACAGGUGUGUGAGACAGAACCUAGAGCAUGCAGGGGCAUCUCUGUUCCUUAACCAAGGUUCACAGAAGCUCAUCGCUGCCAUCUAUGCAGACUAUGCCCGAAGCCUAAAGAGCCUUGGCUUUAAACAGGGAGCAGUGCAUUUUGCUUCAAAAGCUGGAGCGGCUGGCAGAGAUUUAUUGAAUGAGCUUGGGUCCCCCAAGGAAGAACUAACAGAAGGUUGACAGGCUCUGUGCAGGAAAUCUGAUGUUGGAAGCAAGGUAUGAAGAGAGCUGACCUGGCUGUGCUCCUGGUCACAGUUAUGGUCAGUCCAGACCCGUGUGAGGACUUGGCCCUUGUUAGCUGUGACACCACCUUCUUAAGUCCAAAGGUGCUCAGCAGCAUACAUGAGGAGCCAGUUCUGUGUCCCAGGUGACCUCAGAAUGGGGACACACAGUAGGAGAGUAUAUGGUAUUUACAUUUUGGAAAGUGCUUUUAAGAUCUCUGUGAAUACUUUUCAACUUUUGUAACUUAAAAAUUCAAAAAACUGAAUUACUGUCCUUUCUCAUUAGCUAUUUUGAAGAUGUUUAAGAAAUCUGUAGCAAGAGAUGGGGCUUCUGAUGGAUUUUCAGAUCCGUGCUGUGUGCCUGUAUUGAUAAGCAGUCAUUUAGGACAGCAGGGCAGAAGCAUUUGAUGAGAGCCCAUCACAGCACCUCUCUUCUUGAGGACACGGUGGAUUCUUUGCUUUAGACAUUGCUGGACGUUACAUUUGGGGCUCAUAGUCUUCAUGGAGCACAUAUAAGCUUUAUGUUUAGCGUUCCUGGUCUGAAUUUUAACUCCCAGGAUGCGUUCCAGUACCCUCAUUUCUGAAGCCUCUUUUGUACAUUUCCCACCUUUGUUUUCUUCCACUAGAUGUAAUUAUUAUAAAUUAUUACUCAGAACUUAAACAUCUAUGACUAUAAAAAUGGUAAAUAAAGGAAAAUCUCA